UAAAUUUUUGUUUAUCGCAGUUUUAGUGUUCAAUCGAUUCUUUAAUAUGGAAGUUGUGUAUAUUGUUUUGACAUUUUUCGCUAUUAGCGUGAACUCUGUGGCUAUCAAUGGACCUAUGUUGACAAGAUACAACCCAUGCAGUCUGGGAGUCUUAUAUUUUGAUAAAUUAACUAAUAUAUCGUGGCAAGGGACAAUUAAUUUCAGUUUAUAUCCCAAUAUAACUGAUGCUGAUAUUGAAAUCACCUUCGAUAAGCCUAUAAGGAUUUUUGGGGCUUCAAACAACAGUACAGUAUACGCAAGAAACAACUGGCAUAGUUUCUUAUUUAUGCCGCGGGGAGUGCUUCCACCUCAUUAUUUUUUUUACAUAGCUGUUAUCGGUGACGCUUCAAAUGUCCCCAAUGUAGUCACAGUUAAAUUAAAUAACUAUACACUGUGCAAUCCUGCUGUCAAGAAUGAACUAAACAUUCAGUCCUACAAUGCGACACAACCAGAUGACAAGAAUUAUCGUCAAGUUUGCGGGCGCCGAGCGCUCCACAAUGCCGAACUAAGUUCGAUAAAGACUGACGCGAAAGCUGGCGACUGGCCCUGGCACGUGGCUGUGCUGAUCAGGGAAAACAUCUCUAUAUACGCCAGAUACCAGUGUGGGGGAAAUAUAAUAUCGAGAACUGCUGUUCUUACAGCGGCGCAUUGCCUUUUCUAUAACUCAUUGCCCAUACAUAUGAGUCGUCUAAUAAUUGAAGCAGGAGUGGACAAUUUAAAAUUAUUCAAUCAACCCGGGAGACAAUUACUUAACGCCGUCGAUGUUAUAGUGAACCCCGCUUAUAAGUCGGACGAGUCAACUGCGGAUUUGGCCAUUAUUCGAGUGAAUGCAUUCAGAUAUACUGAUCAUGUGCAACCGAUAUGUCUUUGGGGCCCUUCGUAUGACAAAAGUAAUUUGUAUGGACAAAUGGCUGUGGUGGUGGGCUUCGGGACAACUGAAGAGAAUCAAUUAUCAGACACGCUAAGGUCAACGUACACGGUGGUGCAGAAUGACACGACAUGCAUUUCGUAUUCACCCCAGUUGUACACAAGUUUGUUGAACGAGUUCACAUUCUGCGCUGGACUCGACCCAAAUGCCGGUACAAGUCCUCUUCAAGGUGAUAGCGGUGGAGGGUUAUCUAUGGCCACGGUCCAACCAGACCACAAAGUGAGUUGGUUCCUACGAGGCGUCCUCUCAAAAUGUGGGAUUUCCAAUGGUCAAACAAUGUGCAAUCCAAAGUAUUACGUCAUUUACACUGAUGUUGGACCGCACUAUGGAUGGAUCUAUCACCAUGCAGGGUUAAAUUAUGUUAGCAAUAUUGUUUAUUGAUUUUUCAAUAUGCAGUUGAUAUUGUACUAUACUAGAAUAUUGAUAUUACGUAAUUUACACUGAUGUUGGACCGCACUAUGGAUGGAUCUAUCACCAUGCAGGGUUAAAUUAUGUUAGCAAUAUUGUUUAUUGAUUUUUCAAUAUGCAGUAGAUAUUGUACUAUACUAGAAUAUUGAUAUUACGUCAUUUACACUGAUGUUGGACCGCACUAUGGAUGGAUCUAUCACCAUGCAGGGUUAAAUUAUGUUAGCAAUAUUGUUUAUUGAUUUUUCAAUAUGCAGUAGAUAUUGUACUAUACUAGAAUAUUGAAUAAUGUAUAUAUGACUUUGUAUGUAUUGAAACUCUAUAAGACUUUACGAGUUUAACGUAAAAGUUUUGUUCUCAUAGAAUACAACAAUUCCUUUGAUGUAUUUCUUGUUAGUACAAUAGAUGAUUUAGAUAGUAUUUGUAAAUAUAGUUACGUUGUUAAGACUUAUUUACGAUAUUAGUUUUAAACAAAUAUAAUUGUAAUGAUAUGGUA
This is a messenger RNA of Pieris brassicae (large cabbage white), 1868 nucleotides long. Its product is annotated as clotting factor B-like. Bases 47 to 1348 code for a protein of 433 amino acids. The transcript has 7 exons. The record is from RefSeq and is a predicted model, not a curated record. Gene Ontology annotation, biological process: proteolysis. Gene Ontology annotation, molecular function: serine-type endopeptidase activity. NCBI's taxonomy places the organism in Eukaryota, Metazoa, Arthropoda, Insecta, Lepidoptera, Pieridae.